Molecule: messenger RNA, 11202 nt
Organism: Solea senegalensis (Senegalese sole)
Lineage: Eukaryota; Metazoa; Chordata; Actinopteri; Pleuronectiformes; Soleidae
Gene: nav3
Product: neuron navigator 3
Exons: 41
Coding region: 65-7387 (2440 amino acids)
Biological process (GO): neurogenesis; nervous system development
Molecular function (GO): ATP hydrolysis activity; ATP binding; protein binding
Source: RefSeq, a predicted model, not a curated record
UUAUUAUACUUUUUUGGACCUCUCUCCCUCUCCCGUGUUAUUAUUUUUGUGCCUGGGACGUACCAUGCCGGUGGUUGGUGUAGCCUCCAAGCUCAGGCAACCCUCCUCUGUGGGCACAAAACCAGUGCACACGGCUCUUCCCAUCCCCAGUGCGGUGAGGGCAGCCACCGCGCAGGGCUACAUGUCCCGGCAGCAGGAGAUCAGGGCAGGUGAGGGUGCCCCAGGGCUUUCCUGCCAGCUGUCACUCAAGUCCGAGUACCGGCAGGAAAAGACAUCAGAGGGGAAGUCCAGAGCUGAGACAGAGGAGAGCAAAAUCUGCAAGAUUUACACAGACUGGGCCAAUCACUACCUGGCCAAGUCUGGCUGUCCACGCCUCAUCAAGGACCUGAGCCAGGACAUCACCGAUGGAGUCCUGCUGGCACAGAUCAUCCAGAUCAUAGCAAAUGAGAAGGUGGAGGACAUCAAUGGCAGCCCGAGGAGCCAGUCACAAAUGAUUGAAAAUGUGGACGCCUGUCUCAGUUUCCUGGACGCCAGAGGAGUGAAUGUACAAGGGCUCUCAGCAGAAGAGAUCAGGAAUGGCAACCUAAAGAGCAUCCUGGGCCUCUUCUUCAUCCUGUCGCGCUACAAGCAGCAGCAGCAACAACAGCAGCAGUACUACCAGUCCCUGGUGGAGCUCAGCCAGCAGACCAGCAGCACUGCGCCAUCCGCCAGCAGCCUCAACAGACAAACACAAGAGAUGCAGUCCAGUCUGACAGCACGAUAUGCAAGUCCUCCGGGCCACAGUGGAAUAGGGUCACCACAAAAGAAGAACACAAGGUUACCGGGGCCCUCUAGGGUACCUGCUGCAGGCAGCGGGGCCUCCAGGAGCCCCGGCUCCUCUAACCUCAACCGUCGCAGCCAGAGUUUCAACAGCAUCGACAAGAGCAAGCCUCUUCAGUAUGCCAGUGGAAAUGACCGAGAAGCAGUGAGGGGCAUCCCCGUACCCAGUGGGAUGAAUGGGAGCAGUAUUGGUGGAACAGUUCCCACCAGCCUCAGUGGGCAGCAGCUGGCCUCUGCCAUCCCCUCACCCACAGCCGGCAAGUCCUGGCGCAGCAAGUCCAUGAACCUUAAACACAGUGCCACUUCGUCAAUGUUGGCCAGCCCCACGCACUCACCUUCCACCACUCCUUCAACCCAGUCCCCAGAAGGACUUCAGCCUCAUGGCAUUGAUGGAUCAAAAAUGGGAUCCACAGUUGGGGGCGGCCCCCAGAGGUCAAUGCUGGAUAAGUUCCGCAUGAUUAACCCUAGAUCGGCUUCGCGAGCGUCGCCAUCCGUCGCAGAGAUGGCUCUGCAGGAGGAGGAUGACCUGUCCGAGUAUGGCGAGGACGGACUGACACCCACAGGGUCAGUGUGCAGCAGUGGCAGUAGCAGUGCUACAGCCAAGCAAAUUCCUACCAAAACCCCGUCAUCGUCCCUCACGCCACCAAGCAAGACGUCCUCUUCGUCCCCCUCCUCCUCAUUUUCAAAAGCAUCUGCCAAUGGCACUAGGUACAAAGACAAGGAAGACAAAAGCAAGUCUGGGAAACCGUCUAAGGAAAGUUCUCCACCCAAAGAGGAGCGUGAGUUUUCUGCAGACUCCAACAAAAAGACAUCCAAAAUUGCCAGCCUCAUCCCCAAGGGAGGGAAGCCAUCGUCGGGUAAGAAAGACGGUGGCGCCUCCACUGGCAUCCCAAAGCCAGGACUAAAAGCUCCCUCAACAACAACAACAGCAAAGCCUCAGAGUCAGUCCCAGACCCAAAGUCAGGCUGCCUUAAACAGCAGCGGCAACAUACGGGGAGGAGAGGGGGAGAAAGGGAAAAUGACAAAAGGAGGGCAAGGUGGAAGUUUCUAUAUGCAGCGUUCCGUCGGUGGCCCAGAAGGAAAACGGACCAGCAUGACCUCCUCCACCAGCACCUCAGCACUCUCUGGAUCGAGCGGGAUGCUGGGAGGAGGAGGUGGAGGAGCACUGGGGGGGAACGGAGUGGUUCAGCUUCCUCAGCAGCAGCAGCACAACCAUCCCAAUACUGCCACUGUGGCCCCCUUCAUGUACAGGACAUUCUCAGAAAAUGACUGCACCAUGGUGGCCCCAGUUGACCCCUGCCUCAGCCCCACCAAGGGAGAGCUUGUGUACAGCAAGACAGCCAAACAGUGCCUGGAGGAAAUAUCAGGAGAGGAUCCUGAGACGAGACGCAUGAGGACGGUGAAGAACAUCGCCGACCUGCGACAGAACCUCGAAGAAACCAUGUCCAGUCUACGGGGGACUCAGAUCAGCCACAGUACAUUAGAAACAACCUUUGACACCACAGUAACCACUGAGGUGAAUGGACGGAGUCUCCCAGCCCUCACUGCACGCUCCUCCCCCAUGGCUUGGCGGCUGGGCCAAACCCAAACCCCACGUCUCCAGGCGGGCGAUGCCCCCUCAAUGCCCAGCAGCUACGCUGCACCCAGGACCAACACGACGGGCGCUGGCACGACCACAGGGCGCUACAGUGGGCACUCGGACUCCACCAGGUUUGUGUUCAGCGCCCCCCUGAGACGAGCUCCAGUGACAGGGGCGAGGGGGGCGGAGCAGGGAGAGAAGGGAGGAGGCGGGCUGGAAGGAGGGAAGCAGAUGGAGGUGGCAGGGUACAUGAGUGAUGGGGACGUCCUAGGGAAGAGCAACCGGAUGGAUGAGAUCACCAACGGAUACAUUACAGACGGUGGCCUCCAUCUGUAUGCAAGGAACACGGGCAGACCAUCAGACAUGACGUCUUCACGAGACGUAUCCCAGAGAGGAAGCAAAGAGAUGCAGGGCGACAUCGACAGUUGGGACGACAGCAGCUCGGUGAGCAGUGGUCUGAGUGACACGUUGGACAACAUCAGCACGGAUGAUCUGAACACACCUGCCUACUCUGCUGUUACCUCAUCACGCAAAAGCAAGGGAGCACAGUCGCAGAGAGGAAGCAGGUCCAAGCAUGCAGAGCAGGAGGUGAGCAGCAGUUGGGCCGGAGCUGAGGACCUGAAGAAGGUAGAGGAGGAGCUGGAUGCAAGCAUGGACCCCAGCAGUGGCUCCUCCCGCUGGAAGACUUCGUCAUCCUCCCCUUCCUCCCAAACCCAGGGUCAGUAUGAGGAGGCAGGUCAGAAGGCUGCUGCACUGGCCCAGAUGUCCCAGACAGGCUCAUGGAGGAGGGGAAUGACAGCCCAGGUGGGCAUCACACCACCCAGGACUAAGGCUACUUCUGCUGCCCACAAAACUCCAGGCAAAACUGAUGAUGCCAAGGCCUCAGAGAAGGGCAAAGCACCCUCCAAGAGUUCAGCUGCCAUUCAACGCUCACCCUCAGAUGCAGGGAAGAGCAGUGGGGAUGAAGGCAAGAAACCCCCCUCUGGCAUUGCACGCCCACCUGCUACAGGCUCAUUUGGAUACAAGAAGAUUCCAGGUCCCAGUGGCACCCUAAUCACCUCCAGUGGGGCAACACUCGCCAGUGGCUCAGCCACCCUGGGCAAGGCGCCCAAGUCCUCAGCUGCACUUGGCAAAGGCACAGGCAUUGGUGGUGUGCGGAAGACCAGCCUGGAUGGCUCACAGCCCCAAGAUGACGGCGUUCUACUCAGCUGCGGAGGCUCCAAAGUGACCCUCCAAUACCGCUCUCUGCCCAGACCCGCCAAAUCCUCCAGUGGGGCGGCAGCAGGACGCAGCGGGCAUCGCUCCAGCUCCAGCAGCAUCGACUCAAAUGUCAGUGGCAAAUCAGCUGGUGGGGCAGUGGCACAAACGGGCGCAAAGCGCAGAGAUGGAAAAGUGGGCUCAGACCGCUCCAGUCCCAUCACAGUAAACCAGACAGACAAGGAGAAAGUAGCAGUGUCAGACCAGGACCCGACAGCAGGACUAUCCACAUCCCCCAAGUCCAGUCCGACGUCCACCUCGACAGGCCAGUCAGGCCUCAGGCAGCCAGGUUCCAAGUAUCCUGAUAUCGCUUCACCUACCUUCCGCAGAUUGUUUGGCACCAAAGCCAGCAGCAAGGCCAGCUCCCCAGGUACGCCCGACUCUGGCAAGUGCCCCUCAAUUCUGGGCAGCCCCCACGGCACAUUGGCAAGGCAGGCCAGUCUGGACUCACCCUCCUCUGGCACAGGGAGCCUGGGCAGCGCUAGUGGCAUGAGUGGUUGCAGCAGCCCACUGUACGGUAAAACCCCAGACUUGUGCACUGACUCCCUGGCCUCCAGCCCGGCCUCUGGCCUCUCCCUGCCCUCCAACGCUCGGCCCUGGCCUGCCUGUAGCUCAUCAGCUGGCAGCAAGGACACACUGAGUUGCCAAAGCAUGACCAGUCUGCACACCAGCUCUGAGUCUAUUGAUCUGCCACUGGGCCACCAAGGGCCAAAGAUUACACGAACCGGCAGUGUCAAGUCCACCCUGUCUGAGGGCAUGCCUCUUGACAGAAACACACUCCCCAAAAAAGGACUGAGGUACCCGGCGUCCUCUCGGCAGACUUCAAAUGACGAAGGGAAGGAAUGGCUGAGGUCCCAUUCAACAGGGGGGCUUCAGGACACAGGCAGCCAGUCCCCACUGUCUCCUCCAGGAGCUACCUGCACCGCAAUUGGAAAAUACCACUACUCAAACCUGUUGAGUCCCACCAACAACAGCCAGUAUAACCUGCCACCAAACAACACCAGCAUGAGCCGUUCCAACAGCAUCCCUGCCCAGGACUCGUUUGACCUGUAUGGAGAGGGUCACCCACUGGGUGGCAGCGCGACCUCCUUAGAAGAUCGCCCGCGGGCCAUCAGCCGCUCCGGCUCCUUCAGGGACAGCACUGACGAAGUCCAUGGCUCGUCAUUGUCACUGGUCUCCAGCACAUCUUCACUCUACUCUGCAACAGAGGAGAAAGCACACUCAGAGGGCCAAACAGUCCAAAAUUCCACGCAAAUCAGAAAACUGCGUCGGGAGCUGGACGCCUCUCAGGAGAAGGUGGCGACCUUGACGUCUCAGCUGUCUGCCAAUGCUCACCUGGUGGCAGCCUUUGAAAAGAGCUUGAGCAACAUGACCUGCCGCCUGCAGAGUCUCACCAUGACUGCUGAACAAAAGGAGUCUGAGUUAGUUGAGUUGCGGGAGACCAUAGAGACGCUGAAGACCCAGAACACAGACGCACAGACGGCCAUUCAGGUGGCUCUCAACGGUCCUGAUCAUUUCCACAAAGAUCUGCGGAUAAGACGGCAGCAGUCGUCUGAAAGCAUGUCCAGCAUCAACAGUGCAGCCAGUCACUCCAGCAUGGGCAGCUUGGGCAAGGAUGCCGAGGACAAGAAGAAGAAGAAGAAGAGCUGGGUGGCUGAUUCCAUCCCAGCUCAGUUGCGCAGCUCCUUUAAGCAGGCCUUCAGCAAGAAGAAAACCAAAUCCCAGUCAGCACAUGACGAGACAGAGGAGAUGACAGACUCACUGCCAUCCUCACCCAAACUGCAGCAUGACAACAGGCAAGGCAGCAUCGCCACGUUGCAUUCUUCCCCCUCCACGACAGACAAGUGCAUUUGCGAUAGCAAGUCCUCCCCUAUUUGGACACCAAAGAAAAAGCAAAAUGGUCAUGUGGUCUACAAGCACAGAUCUCGGUUGUGUGAAUGCACCGAGGCAGAGGCCGAAAUCAUCCUCCAGCUGAAGAAUGAGUUAAGAGAGAAGGAGCUCAAGUUGACAGAUAUACGCUUGGAGGCGCUCAGUUCUGCGCACCACCUUGACCAGAUCCGAGAGGCCAUGAACCGCAUGCAGAACGAGAUAGAGAUGCUGAAAGCGGAGAACGACCGCCUCAAAUCCAGCAGCAACGCGACGCCCGCGGCCACGCCCGUCAAAACCGCCCGGCCGCCUUCUGAGACCUCCAGCACCUCCUCGUCCUCUUCGCGUCAGUCCUUGGGGUUGUCGCUAAAUAACCUCAACAUCACUGACACCAUCAUGUCAGAUAUUCUGCUAGAUGACAGCUAUGAGGGCAAUCUACGCAAAGAGGGCCGGAGUGUGCGUAUAGUGGUUAACAUCAACAGCGGGCCAAAUAAAACUAAGGACACACAGAGCCAGUACCUGAUUGGGUCGAUAGGCGUGAGUGGAAAAACCAAGUGGGACGUCCUGGACGGCGUCAUCCGGCGCCUCUUCAAGGAGUACGUCUUUCGCGUGGACCCUCUGACCACCCUGGGUCUCAACUCAGACAGCAUCGUCUGCUACAGGAUGGGGGGGGUGGUUCGCGCCCACGCCUCCGAAGUGCCUGAGCUGCUGCCCUGCGGCUACCUGGUGGGCGACAACAACAUCAUCAAGGUCAACCUCAAAGGAGUGAAGGACAACAGUAUAGACAGUCUGGUGUUUGACACGCUCAUCCCAAAACCCAUCAUCCAGCGGUACCUCAACCUGCUGAUGGAGCACCGUCGCAUCAUCCUCUCAGGACCCAGCGGCACUGGCAAGUCCUUCCUGGCUGUCAAGCUGGCCGAGUACAUCAUUUCCCAAAUGGGGCAGGAGGUGACUGAGCACAACGUGGCCAGCUUCAACGUGGACCAGAACUCCAGCAAGGAUUUGCGUCAGUACCUGUCCAACCUGGCAGAGCAGUGCAACUCUGAGGAGACGGACACAGAGCUCCCCACUGUGGUCGUCCUGGACAACCUCCACCACAUCGGCUCACUCAGUGACAUAUUCAACGGUUUCCUCAACUGCAAGUACCAUAAAUGUCCGUAUGUUAUUGGGACCAUGAAUCAAGGAGUUUCCUCGUCUCCUAACCUCGAGUUACACCACAACUUCAGGUGGGUGCUGUGCACCAACCACACUGAGCCAAUCAAAGGGUUCCUGGGCCGUUUCCUGCGCAGGAAGCUGGUGGAGACUGAGAUCAAUAAAAACAUGCGCAGCAAUGACUUGAUAAAGAUUAUCGACUGGAUCCCAAAGAUCUGGCAGCAUCUCAACGGCUUCCUGGAAGCACACAGUUCCUCCGAUGUCACCAUAGGCCCCCGUCUCUUCCUGUCCUGUCCCAUGGAUGUAGAAGGCUCUCGUGUUUGGUUCACGGACCUGUGGAACUACUCUCUGGUGCCGUAUCUGCUGGAAGCCGUGCGAGAAGGGCUCCAGCUGUACGGCAAAAGAGCAGCAUGGGAGGAUCCGUCCAAGUGGGUGAACGACACGUAUCCGUGGAACGCCGCCUCUCUGCAGCAGGACGGCCAGUCACUGCUGCAGCUGAGGCCGGAGGACGUGGGAUACGACAGCUACAACUCCUCCAAGGAGGGAGCCUCGUCCAAGCAAGUGUCUCAGAGUGACACUGAGGGAGACCCACUGAUGAAUAUGCUGCUACGGCUGCAGGAGGCAGCGAACUACUCCAGCACACAGAGCUGCGACAGUGACAGCACCAGUCACCAUGACGACCAGCUGGACUCCUCCCUUGAGUCGGCGCUAUAAGAGCAAGCGCAGCGUUUGAGGACAAACGGAUCCUUGGACUCCUUGAACCAGGGAACACAUAAACCUCCAUCACUAUAAGACAUGACCUCUAUAGACGUAUGAUAUAUGAAAAGUUUUAUUAUCCUAAAUGGUAUAUCCACCAUUUCAAAGUAAACUCCUAUUUUUGACAUAAUGAUGGUGCAAUAUUAAAUCAAAAGUCUAUGUUUUAAAGAGCAGUUUCCAACUUGAUUACAAUGACAAACAAUCAUAUGAGUUGGAUCACUUCUAUUUUGCCGACGUGAAAUAUUUAAGUUAGCGAGUGAGUUUUAUUGGAUCUAUAACAUUUUAACAAUACAACUUUUCAUAUAUGUGUGUGGGCAGGAUGUUCCUCUUCAGUUGACUUUCAAGACAUAAACCACAGUCUGUGCUCAGCUAGGAUGAGCCACACUUUCCUUUUGAGACGUCAAUCGCCAGAGAGUUACAACAUGAGAGAGAGAGAGCGCGAAAGGUUGACAUGAUAAAACUGGAUUUUUGUUUUUUAAAACCCAGUUAUAUCUUCAGAUGUUUACAAGCGGGGGCGGGGGUUAUUGUGUUUCGGGGUUUUUUUUACACGUAUUUCCUUGUUUACAGAGGUGCUUCUCACAAACACACACCCAUAUAAAUGCACUUACACAUAGGCAGCAGGAGUUUCCUUUUAAUCCGUGGCUUAAACCAGUUCAUGCAUUUGAUCAACAAUGCAGCCUGCCAAAGUGUCCUUGAGCAAGGCAUGGUGUCUCCACCACCUCUGAGGUACGUGAUGUCCAAUCUGAGAAAGGCAGGGAGGAGGACAACGCUGUGGCUUGGUUUUAGGGAAGGUGCGAUGCCCUCUGGUGGCUUCACUUGAGGCUCGUAGCUCUAACGCUGAAUGUUGAUCCUUCACAUACAAAUUGGAGCCGUUACAGAUUCAUCGAAUUGAUUCUGAGUUUCAGUAAUGUUAGUUUAGAUUUGUUGUUUGAGCUGAACUCACAGCUGACAGUUACUCUUUUUUAGAAUCAGGUUCAGGGCUACAGGACACUUUCUGUCUAGUUGUUUACCUCUGUGUCACUGACAUUUGUCAUUACCUUUUUAAACAUUCAGUCGGGCCAGUCCGUGGUGGCACAGCCUCUACACCUGGACACACACACGCUCAGUCAUGACUUGAGCCUCACGGUGCUUCUCUCCUGCCCUGAACCUCAUCAUCAGUGUCAGGCACUGCCAUGUCACUCCUCUCUGCCCUGCAUGCCAACCAGCACAAUGACAGCUCAUUGUCCGUGUCAUCGGCCACAUCGUUACUGUGAAGCAAAAUAUGGACAAGUGCCAAUGUUUCCCUUUGAUUUACUGCCAAAUCUACACACACACACACACACACACACAUAACCAAACACUUCCCACCACAAUGCAAAGCUGCCCAUUUGUGGACUUAGAUUUAGUUCUUUUUUCUGCUUUCUUUACAUCUGAAGCAUGUUGUUACAGCGCACAACAGCAUCAGCUGAUCAUUUGCUAAACUCCUCCCCUAAGCAGUGACUGUCCGCUCAUGUCCGUCAAGCUUUGGAUUUCUCCUCCUGAGCUCUUACAUUCAGAUACUCAGUGUUGAAAAAAAAAAAAGGCUGGUGUUGAUUGAAGCCUUUCCUGUAGCAAGGACUAGAUUUAGCAGCGCUAGUUGUGACCCAUGAUCACUCUCCAGAUACAAACUGUAAGACUUUGCUGUUUUGAUGUCUAAUAAGCUUUAAAAUAUAUAAAUCCAUUGUUGCAAAUGGACUUUUCGAGAACAAAAAGUAUUACGUAAUGUAUGUCGCUGUCAAAGUGCCAAAGACCAAUUUUAGGAGACAGUUGUUAUUAUAACGAAUGAGCUGGAAAAUGUAAAGCUUGACUGGCAUAGUGUACAGUGUAUAAAGGGGGUGGGUCUUAGCAGAUAGUCCUUUGAAAAUAGUUUAAUUCUUGUUGUGAUCUAAGUAGAAAAUGGGGGAAUUUCAGACAGUAACAGGACAACAGUAGGCUGGAUAAUUAACUGGUGUCACCUGACAGAGCUGUGACACUGUUUUAUCACUUCAAAAUAUUGAUCAUUAUAAAAAUUGACGAUAUAAAAUGGCUGCGUCUUGCUUGGAAAUCUCUGGCACUCAUGUGAGAGUCUGCAGUUCAUCUGGGAUCCAUGAGGUACCAAAAAAAAAAGAACUAUCAGUAGUGUUUUGAAAUGCAAAUUAAAGAGAUCAGCUCAGUAUCUGUAUAUGAGAACAGUGGUGCUGGUGCUUUCUCACUGCCUUAAAUGUGCAAACGUUUGGGAGGUUGAUGGACGAUGAUGAUGAUGAAGAUGCUGCUUGUAGCUUGAAAAACAGCUUCUUGUGUGUGGUCGCUCUCUCAUCCCACCCUCCGCUUCUUCUUGUUCCUGACAGUUGAAGUAUAAAAGAGUCAUUGCUGUCAUUUGAAUUCAAAAACUGACCAAUAUUGUAAAAACAUUUAAAAGGGACGGGGUAUUUUUUUAGUUGUUGUUUUGCGCCCAGUUGAGCUGGGCUCACUUGAACAGACAGGAGCACAACCAAACUGUUUUGGGUUUUCUAGCCUGAUGAGCAUGUUUUAAAGCUUUUUAAAGGGGAUGCAUUGAGAAGAGACCUUUACCUUUAUGUAUGCGUAUUGGACGGAAGCCAUUUUAAAUUUUGAUUGUCCUCUCUUUGUUUAUCGAGUGGGUUGGUUUUGCACACUUUGAGGUUGGGGGUGGGUUGUAAAUACUUAAGUCUUGCACAGUGAAUCAAAGAUGCAUUCUGCUCUGUUGAUGUUACAAUAUGCUUAUCCCGCUGAGUAAAUUAUUGUACUUUGAAAACAGAGGGGAGGGGAAAAAAGGAAGGCAAAAACUCAACACGCUGUCAGAAACAGGUAUGUGUCUUGUAGUGAUUGGAUGUUUCGCCUAUGCAGGAGGCCAACGGUGUAAAGUUAGUGAACUGUUUGUUGACUCACUGACAUCACAGACUGAGAACAAAAAAAAGAAAAGAAAAAAAUAGGCACUUUUCCAGUUUUCCCGCAUCCUGCCAUAAUCUCUUCUGGAUCCUCUCUGUCUAUAUGAAUGCCUGUUGUUUCUUAAAAGCACUUCUCUGUGGACAUUUUAACCCAAGCUUACCGCCACGUUGGGCUUGUUCGCUGUUUGAGGCACUGAAGCUGACCUGACACCGUACUGUAUACACUUACCAACAACCAACCGGUGCUACUUGUCAGUCAAAGCCCACCAGAGACCAACGAGUCACAUUGUCACAACCUCAGGACAAUCCAAUCCUAUACAAUCCUACCUGUGUUUAGCUUCACGUGUCUCGACAGCCAAGCCUCUGAUGGUUCGCACAUUUCAGUACAAUAUAUGUUGCCAACUUCACCGUCCUUGUGUCUGCAAGGGUGUGUGGUUGCAUGCUAAGGGAGCAGUUACCAUAGUAACAGGUGGCUCCUUAACUUGACUUACACCUAUGUAUCAAACCUGAGCUUAGCUAUCCCACAUUUAACCUCUCAGCUACUCUACACUCCUGUUGUAGGCCAUUAGUUCAGAGCUUGGACGCCGUUAACAGUGUACACCGUCGUGCUGAUGAUUAACCGGUAACAUUUUUCCCCACUUACACCUUUGCAGUUACAUCUCAGUUGAAAACCAUAGCAUUUACUCUGGUUUGAGAGAAAGUUUUCUUCUUUUCUGGGUGAAACAUUUGUCCUUAAAUGUUUUAUAUUUUGUACAUUUGUAUGUAACAUAUCAUGUAAAUAGACAGAGACAGUGAUUUAACUCAUCUGGAGGAUUUUGUAGUCUUUGUAAAGCCCUAAUAAAUGGUAUUUGGUGUCACACAAGCAAACAA